GGUAUCAGAGUGCAAAGGUGGUGUUGCUGAGAUCACAAUAUUGAGCGGGGGUCGUGCCUGCCUCGAGCGGUGGAACCACUCCAAGGCAUCCAUCUGCGUCCUCUUCUCUCCAUCGACAACAACACCCGCGUCCGCUCUGCCACAACCCGCAUCACCAUGCCUCGAGAGGUCUCGCGGCAGAACCCCCAGCGCAUCCUGGAGCAGAUCGGCCCGCCCACCACGGAGACCUCUCUCCCCGGCACCCCCGCCCGAGGGCCGCAUCUGCACCUCCUCACCCUGCCCCCCGAGAUCCGCCACCUCAUCUGGACCAUCUACUACCGCGAGGUCGACCGCCCCUGGUACCGCUACGCCGUCGACGUGGGCCACGAGAUCGAGUACACCCGCGUCGUCCCCGUGACGCUGACCCGCACGUGCAAGCAGCUCCUGCACGAGAUCACGCCAUUCAUCUACCGCCCCGUCGCGCUUGACCUGCACAUCGUGUACCCGGCGUACUGGCCCGAGCAGAUAGCCUACCUGCCGAGCAGAGAGGCCAGGCAGGCCAUCGACCACGUCAUCUUCCAUGUCGCGCAGCCCGAGCACUAUGCCUGGUCCAGCGGGCGCCCGCCGAAGCGGCCCGUGAAGUUCUACCGCUUCCCGAACCUGGCCGACUUCACCGUCUGCGUGCCCUUGCACGUCCCCGUCGAGGAGCUCACCCCCGACAACCCCGGGGACAGGUCGCCCGACGUGUACCCGACCUGUCGCGAUUUGGCACCACAAAACCGAGACGAAGAUCGGUUCAUCCCCCGGGAGGUCGUGCAGAAGGCGCAGGACGCAUACUCGACGCUCGCGGACACCAAGCGGGUCGCGCUCUGGAGGGACCGAUACAGCGCGCAGGCUCUGCUCGACGCCGACGUCGACGAGGACGAGUACGAAGAGGACCAGGACGGCGACUACGAGGGCCAGGGCAGGCACGCGGAAGACAAGGACGACCCCGACGACGACCCGGACCGGCUCGCCCGCUUCCAGGCCAUCGCGGCGAGGCUGCGCGUCAUGGUCGAGUUCGAGCUGUGGGCGACUGCUGAUGCUGAGCUGUUCGAGUCCGGAUCGAGACAGCCCCCCAAGGAGAUUGACGAACGCCCGCUGCUGCUCCGGCUGGACCCGAGGCGGAGGGAGAUUGUCGAGAUCGAACGUGCCGUUCCGAGCACUCGGCUAGACGUCGGUUAUGAGAGAACGAGAACGGCGCAAUCCUCUUCUCCGCUUCGUUCUCGAGUCCGCAAGAUCCAAGUGGCCGCUGAGGAUGCUAUAUGCAGAUCGUCCUCGGAGGAAUACGCCGAGCUGGAAACCUCCGCUUCUAAUUACAAUUUGCGAGGGUCAAGUGACGGACGCCGCCGGGGAAGCAUUGGGUAAUUAUGUGUUUCCGUCCACGCGUUCCUGCGCUUGCUAGACCAGCCGCAGAUAUUGGAAUCCCCUCAACUACCUCAUUAUAGCAGAUCGAAUUUCUCUGCAAUACACGCCAUGCGAGAGAACUCACGCAAGGCUUUUCGUCAUCAAGGAUCCCGUGGCCCCAUAGCUUACAGCAAAGAAGAUUCAGAGGCUUUGGGCGUCGUACAGAGAGAUCCGGUG
Molecule: messenger RNA, 1602 nt
Organism: Microdochium trichocladiopsis
Lineage: Eukaryota; Fungi; Ascomycota; Sordariomycetes; Xylariales; Microdochiaceae
Exons: 2
Coding region: 157-1386 (409 amino acids)
Source: RefSeq, a predicted model, not a curated record